Mesorhabditis belari is the source of this 225-nucleotide messenger RNA. The record is from the annotation of a GenBank genome assembly. Lineage: Eukaryota; Metazoa; Nematoda; Chromadorea; Rhabditida; Rhabditidae.
AUGAAUCUCCGAAUAUUGUUGCUGAGUUUCUUUGGAAUACUCUACGAUUUCAUCGAGGCACAAUAUCGAUUACGACCGUUGAAUGUGGACAAUCUGCGAUCACCGGACUCUCAAUCGUGGAGGGAUUUCCCCGGAAGGGCCACUCCAUACAAUAUGAUUCCCGCCUACCACAAGCGUCUCAACUCCGAGCAAAUCAACGAUCUCUUCCGAAAAACAUGGCUCGGC